Brassica napus (rape) is the source of this 1468-nucleotide messenger RNA. RefSeq names its product novel plant SNARE 11. Gene Ontology annotation, biological process: vesicle fusion. The record is from RefSeq and is a predicted model, not a curated record. The coding region runs from base 339 to 1127 and encodes 262 amino acids. Gene Ontology annotation, molecular function: SNAP receptor activity; SNARE binding. Lineage: Eukaryota; Viridiplantae; Streptophyta; Magnoliopsida; Brassicales; Brassicaceae. The transcript has 10 exons. Gene Ontology annotation, cellular component: ER to Golgi transport vesicle membrane; endoplasmic reticulum membrane; Golgi apparatus.
AAAUCUCUUUCUCGUCCCCAGAAGAAAAACAAAAUGUCCGAGAGGAGGAAAUAGUUAAAAAAAAAAAGAAGAAGAAAUCUGCUUUGUAAGGAAAAGAGUUGGUGCUCGUGAUAUUUUGAUUCCUGUCUCUUCGUUAUCGAUUUUCAGACAUCCACAUUGGUCGUAGAUCUGAACACAAAGAUCAAAAAAACAUCCCACGGAUUGGAUAUUACGAUUAGCGCGUCUCGUUCGGUUGUUGUGCUCGUUGAUUCGAUUUGGAUUGUCUGGUGUUUCGCAUUCCGGAUCUGUGGGUCGAUUCGUGGUCGACAUUGUUAGGUGGAUCUGAAGGAAGGAGAGAGAUGGAUGUAUCGGCGGUUAGCGAAGAGCUGGCUGAGCUCGAAGGACAAAUCAAUGACAUCUUCCGUGCUUUGUCAAACGGAUUCCAGAAGCUGGAGAAGAUCAAAGAUGCUAAUAGGCAGAGUAGGCAGCUCGAAGAACUCACUGACAAAAUGCGUGACUGCAAGAGCCUUAUUAAAGAUUUUGAUAGGGAAGUCAAAAGCUUGGAAAGUGGAAAUGACGCCAACACUAACCGGAUGCUCAACGAUAGACGUCAAUCCAUGGUUAAGGAAUUAAACUCAUAUGUUGCUCUCAAGAAGAAAUACUCAUCCAAUCUAGCAAGUAAUAAUAAGCGAGUAGAUCUUUUCGAUGGACCUGCUGAAGACCACAUGGAAGAGAAUGUCUUACUUGCUUCAAACAUGUCCAAUCAAGAACUAAUGAAUAAAGGAAACUCCAUGAUGGAUGAUACUGAUCAAGCCAUUGAAAGGGGCAAAAAGAUUGUUCUGGAGACUAUAAAUGUGGGAACAGAUACUUCAGCAGCUCUCAAGGCUCAGACCGAUCAAAUGAGUAGAGUUGUCAAUGAACUCGAUUCUAUCCAUUUCUCACUCAAGAAGGCCUCCAAGCUGGUCAAGGAAAUUGGUAGGCAGGUGGCCACAGACAAAUGUAUUAUGGCAUUUCUUUUCCUUAUUGUCAUUGGUGUCAUAGCAAUCAUCAUCGUCAAGAUUGUGAACCCAAACAACAAAGACAUCCGUGACAUACCUGGCCUAGCACCACCAGCCAUGAACAGACGUUUACUCUGGAACUAUUACUGAAAACAAAGAUUUCUCAUUUCAUGCAUUCAAAAUACUGGUUUGUUGUGCACGCUUCUUGGUCCUUCCCCCUAAGUCCAUGUUGCUGUAGAUGAACCCGCCUCACUUGAAAAAAUUAAUCAGUAUUUAUUCCCAUGGCUAUUGGCUUCUGCGCAUUUGAGAAGUCACAUGAAUCAAAUUCAUUUUCUUUACAAUCCCAGAUUCAAAAACCAUCAAUUUGUUGUUCAUGUGCUUUGUAUACCAAUGACACUUUUUGUGUUAUAUCUCAUGUGUCUAUUUUUUUUUAAAACGUGGUCUAUGUUUUGUGUUCUGGUAAUAAUUUACUUCCUCUGUUUUCACUGGUU